CAUGCUUCAAUUAUAUACUGAACGUAAAAAAGUAAAUUCGCGUGAGUCGUAUUUCCUGUUGGAGACUCCUGACCAAUCAGAGCAGUCGCUGAGUGAGCGGGUGUGCUGUGAUUGGCCGGCUCAGAGCCCGCUGUUCGCCGAGUGAAGCGAGCUCUCCUGCGGCUACCCGAGGCGCCUCUGUCCCGCUCCUGCUUUCAGCGCGCUCGAAGCCCCUGAGGCUGACGCAACAGCUCUCAGCUCGGAUGAAUGAACGCGUUUAACGCCUCGCUGUCGCUCUGAGACUCUUCUGUAAGGUUCCGCGGCUGCUGUGUUCCUCUGCAGUGUCCCCCGGGCUCAGCUCAGCAUGACCGCCGCGGCGCAGACGCAGGAGCUCUUCCGGUGCGCGGACGCCGUGUGCUUUGACGUCGACAGCACCGUGAUCCGCGAGGAGGGCAUCGACGAGCUCGCCAAGUUCUGCGGAGUCGGAGACGCGGUCACGGAGAUGACUCUGAAGGCCAUGGGCGGCUCCGUCUCAUUCCACACAGCUCUGAGUGAGCGUCUGUCCAUCAUCAAGUGCUCGAGGGAACAAGUCAACAAGCUGAUCACUGACCACCCGCCUCAGCUGACGCCAGGGAUCAAGGAGCUGGUGGAGAAGCUUCAUCAGCGUAGCGUGAAGGUGUUCCUCGUCUCCGGUGGGUUCCGCUGCAUCGUUGAACACGUGGCGUCGCAGCUCAGCAUCCCGCUCCAUCACGUCUACGCAAACCGCCUCAAGUUCUUCUUCAACGGAGAGUACGCCGGCUUCGACGAGUCUCAGCCCACAGCACAGUCCGGCGGGAAGAGCCGGGUCAUCAGCAUGCUGCAGGAGGAGUACGGCUUCAGAAACAUCGUGAUGAUUGGAGACGGAGCCACGGACCUGGAGGCCUGUCCUCCUGCGAGCGCCUUCAUUGGGUUUGGUGGGAACGUGGUGCGGCAGCAGGUGAAGGAGAAGUCCUCGUGGUACGUCUCCAGCUUCGGAGAGCUGCUUAAAGAGUUGGAGAAGAUCUAGAGAGCACUGACUGGAGUUUAGCAUACUCUGUGCUAGUGCACUAGCUUUCUGCCUUUCCUAGUUUCUCCUAAUGCACAAUUUUUAAUGGUCGUAUAUCUCUAGAGUUUAUUAUUGAAACUAUUGUUUAUAUAGAAGAUGAUGCAAACCAGCAGCGGUCUGAUGUUCUGUACAGUGAGCAUUUUAACUGACGAAACUAGACUCGCGUUUGGAUGUCAGACUUCCAGAGAACACUAUAUCAUGACUGUUUCUAAGCUAACAACUGUCUACUUCAGUAUGCAUAUUUGAAAAAGAGCAUU
Sinocyclocheilus grahami is the source of this 1320-nucleotide messenger RNA. RefSeq names its product phosphoserine phosphatase (gene psph). The coding region runs from base 344 to 1024 and encodes 226 amino acids. The record is from RefSeq and is a predicted model, not a curated record. Gene Ontology annotation, molecular function: magnesium ion binding; L-phosphoserine phosphatase activity. Lineage: Eukaryota; Metazoa; Chordata; Actinopteri; Cypriniformes; Cyprinidae. Gene Ontology annotation, cellular component: cytoplasm. The transcript is spliced from 6 exons. Gene Ontology annotation, biological process: dephosphorylation; L-serine biosynthetic process.